Messenger RNA from Musa acuminata subsp. malaccensis (wild Malaysian banana), 919 nucleotides. RefSeq lists its product as uncharacterized. The record is from RefSeq and is a predicted model, not a curated record. Lineage: Eukaryota; Viridiplantae; Streptophyta; Magnoliopsida; Zingiberales; Musaceae.
UCGACAUCUCUCCCGCAGUCUCCGACGAGAGCUCGAGAAGCCUAAAGAAGACGGCGGCGAAGAUGCAGCACGUCGAGAGGAUCCGAUCCCUUCACGUCCUCCCCGCCUCUCGCAAAUCCCUUCUCCCUCUUGUACGUGCUUGUUUCUCCUCCACCACCGCCCGCACCGCUGACACCGCCGUGCAUUCCGAAGACCCUCAGGGUGAUGAUGCUGAAGAGGCGGCAAAGGCAGCAGCAGCUGAGGAGAAUCUGAGGAAGGAACGUAAGGAGGAAGACAUGGAACUGCCUCAUAGCCUCAGCGACAAGAUCCCGCCGUUUGCUCCGUCUCCCAAGCUCGAGAGCCACGAGGUUGUCCCGCCGGGGGCGCCAUCCCUGCAGCAGAAGCGCCGGCUCUCGCACCGGCCCGAGCCCGUAGUCUUCGCCGACGUGUCCUGUGUCCGCCCCGACGGCGCACCUCUUCACCGAGAACAGCAGAAAGAGGAGGAGGAGGACUACAAGGAGUACUACAAGCAUCAUAAGCCGUCGCCGCUGGCGGAGAUAGAGUUCGCGGACACGAGGAAGCCGAUAACCCGGGCGACAGACAGCGGAGCGAGCUACGAUGGAAUGAUGGUGGAGGAGACGGUGAAUGAGGCAUUGACACGGGCGGAGGCCAUGUUUAGGGAGAGGGCCAUGACGGGCGACCCCGACUUGCCUCAUUCCAGGGCUCUCAGUAGAAUGUUUUGGGAGAUGGCCCGAUGUGUGCAUGGCUCCACUGGGCUUGGAAGUAUGUAGUGUGAGAGCUCUAACAUUGUGGAUUCUAAUGGAAAUGAUGUUACUUCGUACAUGUCUUAAUUACUAGUUGGCUGGCGGCCCCCGUACGAAGAUGGAUUUUAUAUACAUAACGGAGUGUAAUAAAUGGGCAUGAGAUGUAUUUUUGAUCU